AUGGGAGAACUUUUGAAGAACUCCAUCUUCUUCUCAGAUCAACACCUUUGCCACGCCGAUAUCCUUUCUCCGUCCGAUGUUCGAGCUCGGAUCGAAGUCGCGGUCCUCAACUUCCUGAAAAAUCUUAAUUCAGCGGCGUCAUCAGUACCUGCUUUGCCUCUGAUUAACCGGAAAACGAGCAAUAGUAGAGUCAGUCGAGGGUUGCUAACCGAGCACUCGAAGAUUUUUCUUUCGCAUUCCUUUUGUACGCAGUCUUUGAUGAAUGAGAACACUGCCAAUUCAUUUAUAAGAGUGUGGAAGGUGAUGGAGAUGUGUUAUCAGAUUCUGGUUCAAGAAAAGAAAGUAACUCAGCGGGAGUUAUAUUACAAAUUGCUAUGCGAUUCACCUCAGCUUUUCACUUCUCAAUCACAGGUCUACCGGAGUGUACAAGAUGUGGUGGCAUUGCUUAAGUGCAGCCGGUAUAGCCUUGGGAUAAUGGCUUCUAGCAGAGGAGCAGUUGCAGGCCGUCUCUUGCUGCAGGGGCCGAAUCAAGAAGUCGUGGACUGCUCUGCUUGUGGAUCUUCUGGUUAUGCCAUCUCUGGAGACCUAAAUGUGCUAGAAAAUUUGGUUAUGAAGAGUGAUGCUAGAUAUAUCAUUGUGGUGGAGAAGCACGCCAUUUUCCAGAGGCUAGCCGAGGAUCGUAUAUUCAAUCAAAUUCCCUGCAUUCUCAUCACAGCCAAAGGAUAUCCAGACAUUGGCACCAGGCUUUUUCUUCAUCGAAUGAGUCGAGAAUUUCCCGAACAUCCAAUUAUUGGGCUUGUUGACUGGAAUCCAGCUGGGUUGGCAAUAUUAUGCACCUUCAAGUACGGAAGUGUUUCAACGGGUCUGGAAGCUUACAGAUACGCUUGCAAUGUCAAGUGGCUUGGACUACGCAAGGAUGACAUAGAGCAAUUCGUACCGGAAGAAUCUCUGGUCCCACUGAAGAAACGUGAUCAUCAAACUGCCAAAAACUUGUCUUCCUCGGAGAUUUUGCAGGAUAAUUACAAAGAAGAACUUGCCGCCAUGAUUGAAAGUGGCCAUAGAGCAGAAAUAGAAGCUCUUUACUUCCAUGGAUACGAUUUCUUGGCCAAGUAUAUUGGAAAAAAGAUUGUGCAAGCGGAUUAUAUAUGA
Molecule: messenger RNA, 1149 nt
Organism: Striga hermonthica
Lineage: Eukaryota; Viridiplantae; Streptophyta; Magnoliopsida; Lamiales; Orobanchaceae
Source: the annotation of a GenBank genome assembly